UAUAAAUAAAUCCUCUUCGAAAAACGUUUAGUAUUCUCGGAGAAACCGAGCUUGUCUCGCAUCACAACACUGAACGCGAUAGACGUGAAUGCUCAGUCUAACAGAUCUCUCCACCUCGCCCCCACGCUACAAUACAGUUACACAUAAGAUCUCAUGAUGGCAGCGCUAACAGCCUCUUACCCGCACACAGCUCUACCCGAGUUUAGCCAGACAUUCGGCCACUACCAGAGUCACAUGCCGACAAUGAUAAACGACACUGAGGCAACGUUAGAGGAUCUUGCAGCAGCAAUCAGAGAGUCGAUGCAGCCUGGCGGCGGAUGCGUGGAGUCUGGACUGGGCUCCGGCUACGCCGAGAUGACCGAUUAUCAAAUGCACCCUACCUACACAAUUCUAGCGACAAGCGAGGAGCGAUACAUCAGUGAAUGGAUGACCGACCUUCCCGACAUGCCCCAAGUCUCAAUCGACGACGACGACGACAAUCAAAGUGUUGUUCUGGAGUUGGAGGACUUGUCGUUCCUGGACGAGAUUGUUGGCACAGACUGCAACAGUGACGGCGAAACUAGCAUCCACAGUAGCUUCAGCGACGGUGCCCCGAGCCCAACGUCCUUCGAACAAACAGAAUACAAGCCAUCUCUGCCUGCGUUUGACCAAUUUUGGACGAAACAGAAACCGGAACUGGCCAGUCUGGACGAAUCUGACGAGGAGGAUUACGUCAAACCAUACUGCAAGAGCCGACGAGGGGCCAAGAACGUGUUGCUGUGGAAGUUCAUCCUGCAAGUCUUGGAGAACCGACCGGACCUCGCCAAGUGGGUCAACAGAAGCGAGGGCACGUUCAAGUUCGUGGACACCACCGUGAUGAGUCGAAUGUGGGGGGAGAAGAAACGCAAGAGGGACAUGACAUUCGAGAAGCUCAGCCGCGGCAUUAGACACUACUACAAGUCAGGCCUGAUGUCCAGGAUCGAGGGCACACGCUUAGUUUACAAGUUCAACUGGCCCCAAGUCCCAAAGCCCUACAGGAAGAACUGAGUGUCUGUCAUGUCUGUGAACAAAGCACAGUAAUACCACACUGCCCUUAUCAAAUAGCAGAUGUUCCACGUCACAUUUAGGAACAAAAAUGAGCCGUAAUAGAUGACGUCAUGUUGACAUCAUUUUAUGAAACUGCGUCAUCAGAAGCUGUGACUUAUUGAGUAUAAGUGACGUAUUUACUACAAUCAGUGUGUUUCAUAUUUCUUGAUUACGCUAUGAAAAAUGUCAUUUGUUGGUUGACGUUAGCAAUUCAUGUGUGUUUUAAGAACAACGAUUUUUUAUGAUGUUGCAAAGAUUUUUAAAGUUGUCACCGGAACGAAAUGGCGAAAUCUUUUUAGAAAAGAGGGAUUGAAAAACAUCUUAAAUGAUCCCAAAAAUGAUCAUGAAAAUCUAAGAUCUCCAUAAAUCCGUCCAAGUCAUUUCAACAUAAACUCAUACAAUCUCAUUUAUUCUAAUAAGCUGUUGACAUUGUACAGUCGCAUUACAUGUAACCACCGAAUGCUAUUUAUCCCACAAAGAGGCCAACAGUUACGUGUAUUAUAGCGUCAAUGAUUUGUUUUGAUCAUAAACCCUAACAGGUAUAUAUAACACUGGGGUCGUGUGCAGAAUUGGGACGUAUUAGGUCACGCGUUACGUCAGCUCUGCCAGCCUUUUGGGUACCGAUCGAUGGCUUCCUUUAAAAGGAAACAUUACCGUUCGUGCUUUGAUGGGCGACCACCAAGUGUUCAUCGUCUCAUCUUUCUAAAGAUCUUCCAUUCUAUGUGAUAUCGUCUUUGUUUUGCUGUGUUCACCUGUAUUAGGGGUACUACCAAAUGUAACAUCCUCGUAAUUUCAAUGUUGAAUCAAUUAAAUUAAAUUAGUUUCCGAUAUGACUUUCUAAAGCUAGAUUUAAUGUAUCAAAGUUAUUUCAAAUACGAAUGUUUAUUCAAAUCAAUUCAGGUUGUCGCACACAGGAAUUAAAAUCCCCAUGAGCUACUUUGGUAUAUCAUCCUAAAAGUCUACAUCAAAAUGGUGUCAUAGUUUGGUUGAAUUUUACUCCCUUUGUAAUUGUUAGAUAUAAGUAACCGUAUGCGUUGGAGAUUUCGGUUUACCACUGUCGAAAAUGGAUAUUUUAAAUAAUUAAUAAAUAGAUAAAAUCGUUUCCAGUCAACUUUAUGAAGAACGUUAACAUUAUUAAUCUUGGCCUCGGCUUUGUAUUUUGUGCAAUGUGUGAGACAAUCAGUCACUAUUAGACUGAUAAAAAUCAUGAAAUUUUAGUUUGCAUACGAAGUAGGUUUUGAACUACUUGAAUCAAAUUUGCUAAAACUGCCAAUUUGCCGAACUCUGUGCGCCUUUAUGAGCCUUUAUACAGCGGCCUACCAUGUAGAAGUUUUGUGUUAAGCGCGCAUAUAAAAAUAUUUACCUUCGGUUUAUGUUUAAUUUAGGUAUUCAAUUUGAUAAACUAUUUGUGCCAAAUUUUCUGUUGUACAGUUAACUUAAUAUAUGCAAACAAAUGUCUUUUGACCAAAUUAAAACUUGACGUGGCCUACCUUCUUCGCAAAGAAAUAUGCAUUUUGUAAAAAAAAAAUUAUUGUUAUUAUUAUUGGAUAUUGCAUGUUGCGAUUAAAAAUCCCCUUUCUGUUGUCAAAUUUAGCUAAAAUGUUACAAGAAUCUUAAGGAAGUAAAAAAAUAAGUUUGCUAUUUUAAGUUGAUAAAUACUCGUUCUACACUUUUCGCCAUCAUAUUUACCUAGGGAAGUCCACCAUUGCCUGUGUUCAAUCUUUUGUAUUUAUUACCUCCUGUAUAUUCGAUACAUAUUUACAUUUUUAAUGUUUCUGUGCAUUAUGCAUCGUAUUAUGUUUUGUACAUAUUCACAUGUACACACUCAUAAUUUGUUUCUUGUGCCAAGAUCGCGUUAUUGAGCAGCAAGUGUCACGUGACCUGCCAUGAUGUCAUAUGACACCGUUAGCUGUAUAAAAGUCGUAUUUUAUCAUACAAGUCGACUUCCGAUAUCUCGAAUAGGGCAAACCAAAACUCCUAGUUAUCCGUUGAUGAGAUAUUCGAAUAGGACAUUAACUGUUACAGGUUAACUGUAUCAAAAUACGUCAACUACAAAUGUACUUUCAGUUCGCUCAAUCCAAGUUCGAUUUUAGCAUAAUUGUCAUUUGUAAUCGUUUACUUCGCUUAACCCGAAUUCGUCAUAUCCGGCGUGGACAAAUUCCUACAAUUUAAUAUAGACAUGCACCACUAUUGUGUUCAGAACGUGUAUGAUGUUGAAAAUAGGAAUAUGUUAAACAUUAUAUAUACAAUCAGAGAUAUUUAUCUUUCACACGCAGGGCGCGAGUCGUCCAGUUGUCGCAGGCGCCGCAGGCUGCUAUGCCGAGUUGCGUCCCCUAGGCGCUCCAGAAACUUAUGAUUGUAGGUUCAAAUCCCGGUUGCCGUGUAUUUCAUGAUAUUUUCAUGAACGUAUUGCCGUAUUAACGUCAGUUUGCUAAACCAGGUCACGUAUGCUUGUGUCCGACUCUCCAUUCGUGUUUUUUUUUAAAUUUUACAUUCUUUAAAUCUCCUAGACUUUAUUUCACUAACUGAUUUGUGUAAUAGAAUACAUUACAUUCCAUGUUAAUAUGAUUGUAUAUUUGUAUAUUAUUGAAUUGAACCGUUGAUUUAACUUUUCAUGCUUAAAAAUGUUUAACCAGAAUUCCAUUCGUAAAUGUCACCUGUCAAAGUAAAAUCAACUGAUCAUUCAUCUCUUGCUGGGCUGCUACGUGCAUAUUACAUGACACACAUUUCACCUCACUUCAAACCUGGAUUUAGAUUGAAUAAUUACCCCAGACACAAUAAAUGCCAAAUGGGAA
Molecule: messenger RNA, 3860 nt
Organism: Haliotis rufescens (red abalone)
Lineage: Eukaryota; Metazoa; Mollusca; Gastropoda; Lepetellida; Haliotidae
Product: ETS-related transcription factor Elf-1-like
Exons: 9
Coding region: 154-1026 (290 amino acids)
Biological process (GO): cell differentiation; regulation of transcription by RNA polymerase II
Cellular component (GO): nucleus
Molecular function (GO): sequence-specific DNA binding; DNA-binding transcription factor activity, RNA polymerase II-specific
Source: RefSeq, a predicted model, not a curated record